Eimeria necatrix is the source of this 3033-nucleotide messenger RNA. RefSeq lists its product as hypothetical. The record is from RefSeq and is a predicted model, not a curated record. The transcript is spliced from 5 exons. The coding region runs from base 1 to 3033 and encodes 1010 amino acids. Gene Ontology annotation, biological process: mitotic spindle assembly checkpoint signaling; meiotic sister chromatid cohesion, centromeric. Gene Ontology annotation, molecular function: protein kinase activity. NCBI's taxonomy places the organism in Eukaryota, Apicomplexa, Conoidasida, Eucoccidiorida, Eimeriidae.
AUGGCAAGUCCAGUACCCUUGGGGGGCCCCUCGGGGGCCCCCAGCCCUGCUGCUGCUUUUGCUGCUCGCCACAGCAGCAGCAGCCUGCGGGGCCCCCCCGCUGCUGCUGCCAGUUUCGGCGGCCCCGGCAGGGCCAGCAGCAGCAGCAGCAGGGAGCCUGCUGCUGCUGCUGCUGCUGCUGAGGAAGCAGCAGCAGAAGCUGCUGCUCUCUCUUUGGGGCGCGAGAGCCCUCUCCCCGCAGGGUCUGCUGACUCUGCUGCUGCAGCAGCAGCAGCAGCAGCAGCAGCAGCAGCAGCUGCUGCUGCUGCUUCAGGCGCCAGCCCCUCGCCCUCGCGGGAGGGCUCCGCUGCUGCUGCUGCUGCGCCGUGCUGCGGCGCCCCCGCGGGAGGCGCAGCAGCAGCACCUGCUGCAGCAGCAGCAGCAGCAGCAGCAGCAGAAGUGCUGACGGGGGACCUGCGGGCUUUAAUUCCCAGCAAGUUUAAAUACAGCUUUCCGAAGCAGCAGCAGCCGCGGCACCGCAGCUACGAAGUGCUGGCGCUGGAAGACAAUCCUUUUGCUGCUGCUGCUGCUGCUGCUGCUGCUGCUGCUGCUCCGCUGCUGCCGAAGCCCCCCAAAGCGCCCCACAGGAAGAAGUCCAUCUUCGGCAUAGCCCGGCGGCAGCAGCAGCAGCAGCAGCAGCAGCGGCAGGGCGCGGCGGCGGGCGGCGCUGCCGCUGCUGCUGCUGCUGCUGCUGCUGCUGCUGCUGCUCCUGCUGCUGCUGCUAAGGGCUGGGUGAAGGACUUCAGCUGCUUCUUGUGCUCAAGUCCAGACUAUGUCAGUGAGCAGCAAACUCAAAUUGAAUUGGAAAAUGUGCAGCUGGAGGAAGCUCUUGCUGAGAUGGAGGAGGAGCGGCAGCAGCAGCAGCAGCAGCAGCAGCAGCAGCAGCAGCAGCUGCUGCUGCUGCUGCAGGCCAAGCGCGAGCAGGAGCUGCUGCUGCAGGACACUAGAAAGGCCCUCGAUGAAAAACUCAAAGAGACGCAGCAGCAAUUCGAAAAAAGAUUAGCAGCAGCAGCAACGCAGCAGCAGCAGCAACUCGAAGCUGCCCACGAGGCGCUGCUGCUGCGCACCGAAGAAAGAGACGCGCUGCUCGAAAGACAGAAACAAAUUGACUCCGCGCUGCUGCUGCUGCAGCAGCACUUCAACAACACAAUGACCAGCGCCUUCAGCUCUCAGCCGAGGUCUCCGGAGGAGUUUAUGGAGAAGCUGCAUAAUUUAUAUUUGGGGCUCAACGAACCGAGGUCUCCGGAGGAGUUUAUGGAGAAGCUGCAUAAUUUAUAUUUGGGGCUCAACGAAGUCAUGACAAAGGCCCUGCCCAGAGGUGCUGCUGCUGAGUCUGCGCCAGCAAAUGCUGCAGUGAACGUACACCUGACGACGGAGUUCCCCCCUGCUGCUGCUGCUGCUGCUGCUGCUGCUGCUGCUGCUGCUGCUGCUGCUGCUGCUGGGACGCCUGUGGGGAGCCCGAAGAUGGGGUCUUUGAAGAAAAAAGGAAUUAAAGGAAAGAAAAAAAUAAAAACAAAAAAGGGAAAAAAAGAAGCAGCAAAAAAAACAAAAACAAAAAAAAUUAAAAAGAAAACAAAACGCAAAGCAGCAAAGGAGACACAGGUGAACAAAGUCAAAGGCAAAGCAGCAGCAGCAGCAGCAGCAGCAGCAGCAGCAGCAGCAGAAGCAACAGAAGCAACAGACGCAGGAGCAGCAGCAGACGCAGCAGAAGCAGCAGAAGCAGCUGCAGCAGCAGAAGCAGCGGCAGCGGAGCAGCGGGGCUUUAGUAGCCCUGCUGCUGCUGCUGCUGCUGCUGCUGCUGCUGCUGCUGCUGCUGCAACGCCAAGAGGAGGCGAAGUAGAAACCCUAAACCCUAGACCCUUGCUUGUUGCUUAUUCGCUCAGCGUCGAAACCCUAAACCCUCGAGGGGAGCCAAACCCUCAGCAGCUGCAGCAGCAAGGACGCGAGCAGCAGCAGCAGCAAGAAAGCGAGCAGCAGCAGCUGCCCCAGCCGCUGCCAAGAAGUAGCAGCAGCAGCAGCAACAGCAGCAACAGCAGCAACAGCAGUCCUCCAGCCAGAACGGCAAACAAUUUGGUGCGAAACAAGCAGCAGCAGCAGCAGCAGCAGCAACAGCAGCAGCAGCAAGAGGAACAGCAGGAGCAGCAGCAAAUGGAGCAGCAGCAGCAGCAGCAGCAGCAUGAAGUUGGGCAAGCUGGAGGCGAAGGCGGGAGAGACGGAGAGCCAAACGAACCAGCAGCGGCUGCUGCUGCAGCAGCUGCUGCAGCAGCAGCAGCAGCUGCUGCUGCAGCAGCAGCAGCAGAGCGGCGAGCCAAGGAGGCUACUGCAGCAGCAAAGGACCCACAAGGGAAAAGUUUAAAAGAUGAAGAAGCAGCAAAUGGGCAAAUAGGAGAAGCAAAAUUUAUCAUUGAAAUUAGGCAGCAGGAUAUUCCUGCAGCAGCAGCAGCAGCAGCAGCAGCAACACACAGCAGCAGCAGCAACAGCAGCAGCACAGUUGUUCACGCCUUCGCGCCCUCGCAAGCGCAGCAAGAACAGCAGCAGCAGCAGGAGCAGCAGGAGCAGGCGAAACUUGAGCAGCAGCAGCAGCAACAGCAGCAACUAGAGCUUGAAAAGCUGCAGCAGCAGCAGCAGCAGCAGCAGCAGCAACAGCAGCAGCAGCAGCAGCAGCAGCAGGCGCCUUUGUCGGAGCCGUUUGCUUCCCCCGCGGGCACUUUGAGCACCGACGAGGGCACCAACGGCAGCAGCAGCAACAGCAGCAGCAGCAACACCAGCAGCAGCAGCAGCAGCAGCAGCAACAGCAGCAGCAGCAGCAGCAGCAGCAGCAGCGCGGGGGUGUCUGCGGAAUUGUGCGUGCUGCGGGCCCUUUCUUUGGGCCGUCUUUGCUGGUUUUCGGAAAAGCCAAAAGUGGCGAUUGGAGUUAUAAAAAAAAUAAAAGAAAAUAAAAAUAAAAUCCAACAAGAAGUCCAGAGAGCCAAGACUGCCCCGCUGCUGCUCUAA